Leptonychotes weddellii (Weddell seal) is the source of this 7904-nucleotide messenger RNA. The record is from RefSeq and is a predicted model, not a curated record. Lineage: Eukaryota; Metazoa; Chordata; Mammalia; Carnivora; Phocidae.
UUCUGUUUACUGUGUCAGGAACAGCACCGAAACAUUUCAGCAAGCAUCUCCUAAGCCAGGAAGGAGAGCCCAGACCCUAUUUGGAUCAAGUCCGCCCCCUGAGCCUGAAUGAUGACUGCAGAGUCCAGGGAAGCCACAGGUCUGUCCCCACAGGCUGCCCAGGAGAAGGAUGGGAUCGUAAUAGUGAAGGUAGAAGAGGAAGAUGAAGAAGACCAUAUGUGGGGGCAGGAUUCCAGCCUGCAGGAGACGCCUCCUCCCGACCCAGAGAUUUUCCGCCAACGGUUCAGGCACUUCUGUUACCAGAACACGUUUGGGCCUCGAGAGGCUCUGAGUCGACUGAAAGAACUUUGUCAUCAGUGGCUACGACCGGAGAUCAACACCAAGGAGCAGAUCCUGGAGCUGCUGGUGCUGGAGCAGUUCCUUUCCAUCCUGCCUAAGGAGCUCCAAGUCUGGCUGCAGGAAUACCGUCCCGAUAGUGGGGAGGAGGCCGUGACCCUUCUGGAAGAUUUAGAGCUUGAUCUAUCAGGACAGCAGGUCCCAGGUCAAGUUCACGGACCUGAAAUGCUCGCAAGGGGGAUGGUGCCUCUGGAUCCAGUGCAGGAGUCCUCGAGCUUUGACCUUCAUCAUGAGGCCACCCAGUCCCAUUUCAAGCAUUCAUCUCGGAAACCUCGCCUCUUACAGUCACGCACUCUCCCUGCCACCCAUGUUCCUGCCCCUCAUCACGAGGGGAGUCCCAGAGACCAGGCGAUGGCAUCUGCACUAUUCACGGCAGAUUCCCAGGCAAUGGUGAAGAUCGAGGACAUGGCCGUGUCCCUCAUCCUGGAGGAAUGGGGAUGUCAGAACCUGGCUCGGAGGAAUCUCAAUAGGGACAACAGGCAGGAGAAUUAUGGGAACGUGUUUUCCCAGGGUUGUGAAAACAGGAAUGAGAAUGAGGAGUCAGCCUCAAAGGCUGAAAUCGCAGAAGACUCAGCGUCACGUGGGGAGACAACAGGAAGAUUCCAGAAAGAUUUUGGAGAAAAACGUGAACAGCAGGGCAGAACAGUAGAAAGGCAGCAGAGAAACCCUGAGGAAAAAACAGGAAGAGAAAAAAGAGAUUCGGGGCCAGCUACAGUCAAGGAAAAAAAACCCACCGCGGGAGAGAGAGGUCCAAGGGAGAAGGGUAAAGGUUUGGGAAGAAGCUUCAGUCUGAGUUCAAACUUUAACGCCUCUGAAGAAGCUCCAACGGGAGCAAAGUCCCACAGAUGUGAUGAAUGUGGGAAAUGCUUCACGAGGAGUUCAAGCCUUAUUCGCCAUAAAAUAAUCCACACUGGAGAAAAGCCCUAUGAAUGUAGUGAGUGUGGGAAAGCCUUCAGUCUUAACUCAAACCUGGUCCUGCAUCAGAGAAUCCACACAGGAGAGAAACCUCAUGAAUGUAACGAGUGUGGCAAAGCCUUCAGUCACAGUUCGAAUCUCAUUCUCCAUCAGCGGAUCCACUCUGGAGAGAAACCCUAUGAAUGUAACGAGUGUGGGAAGGCCUUCAGCCAGAGCUCAGACCUUACUAAACAUCAGAGGAUCCACACAGGGGAGAAACCCUAUGAAUGUAGUGAAUGCGGAAAAGCUUUCAACCGAAACUCGUACCUUAUUUUGCAUCGGAGGAUUCACACCCGAGAAAAGCCCUAUAAGUGCACUAAGUGCGGCAAGGCCUUCACCCGGAGCUCCACCCUCACUCUGCAUCACAGGAUCCACACCAGGGAGCGAGCCUCCGAGUACAGCCCCGCCUCCCUCGAUGCGUUUGGCGCAUUCCUGAAAAGCUGUGUGUAAAGUGAGAAUUCGUCAACAAGCCAUUUCCCCCUUUUGUUUCCAGAAUUACUUCAGAGAUUGUGCCCACAGAGGGGAAAAAAAGGCGGCCUCAACAGAUUAAAAGGAAAAAAAAAAUCACACUUCAGGAUCCUUGUAGUUCCAUCAGCAGUGUUCCGCCUUUGCAUCGUCUGUGGGCAUGUAAUCCUUCCAUACGGCCCCUGCAGGGAAAAGCUAGUCCUAUGGAGAAUCCACACGAUAUUUCCAUACAAGAUAAAAGCACACAUACAGUCAAAUGUCAAGCUUUUCAGUAAUGAGGAUACCUUUAAGGCGCUCUCAGACUCAGCAACCACAACAUAGAAUUGAAAGAUCAAGAUUGGCUCCGUGAAGGCAAUACUGGGGUUUUAAAGCUGCUUGCUGCAAACAAGCCCUACUUGGCCAACAUCUUGCUCUACCUUAUUUCUCAGAAACAAGGAACCGUUAAAACAAACUGCAUUGCGACAUGCUGCUCAAACUAGUUAUAUAUACGAUAAGUUAUAUACGAUCACUGGUAGCCUGCCAAAGCUAUAGAAAUCUAGGACUGUGCUGAUCGGUAUCAAACCAAAGAUUUCUAGCUCUUCCUGAAAGAGGGUAUGUGCACCAGUCUACAGUUCCAAAGGAUUCCAACAAAUGUAGAUGGUUCUAUCCUCAUCGCUGAGAUAAAUUCUACUGAAAUGGCAACAAUGAUUCAAAACCCUUCUCUCCCUUCUCGAAAUCCCAAAAGCACUAUUGCACUCCAAAAUGCAUUUCUCCACAAGUUAGCACUUGAUUGAUUGUAGACUGUCUUUUAAUCCUCCGUUGUUUCGUGUAUGAAAGUUUUCAUCAUGCCCCCUCCCCAAAGAGAUGCUUCGAACAUCAAGGGAUCACUCUGUAUCCCGACAGCACUGGAUACAGUGCUGAACACGGAAGAGGUACUCGUUAUACCUGACUUCUACCAGGACUUCUACGCUUACGCUGAAGUCUGUGUGAAUCAGGAGUACCUGAAGUAGGGUCGCCUGGCCCAGCUUUGGAAGAGGACCUUCGGAGUCCGAGCAUGCUACAGCUCCAGGGUCUGAUGUUCCUUUUAUCCUGAGUAUAAAAGAAAGCCGCUGGGUAGCUACCUGCAUAAACUUUUCUAAACACAGAUCUGUGAGUAAAUAACCACGGAAUGCCAGAAACAACUCUCGUCAUCAUCUUCAGAAAAAUAGGAACUUUUACUAAGGCCGUAUCUUGACAUCUUUCUGGGGCGAAAGAUCUUAGCCAGAAUUCUCUUCAGUCAGCUGAUGAACAGCAUGAUCAUUUAGGCACUUUCUCAGUCAUUUGUGACUGAAUAAUACAGUGCAGAAGACAUGGUUUUUGUUGCUUUUCAGAACAAGGAAAGGUGUAGAGUGCAUUUUCCCCCCACACUUUCCAGAAUGUUUGCAAAGGCAUUUGAUACCAUCAGCUGGCAAUUCCCCAAUGUGUGUGUUGCUCUGGGAAGUUCAUCGACAAGCUGAGAUGUGGUUGGUUGUAUGAUAGUUGAACUGCACAGAGUCUUUUCUGUUUCUCAUCCCUGAAGACUGAGGGGAGGCUAGGAAACUGGUCUUUUCCGUCGUCUGUGCAGGAGGAAGCAAUCGGCUGCCUAGAAGCUAGUGACAGACGGUUUUCAGAUACACACACGGGAGAGCCAGGUAUCCUGGGCGUCAUAGGCAGUCCUCAGGGACUCGGGGAGAAAGGUCUCUGCUCGUGAGAGUGUGCAAAUGAUGGUGCACAGCCCUGCAGGAACUUAGAAACAGACUAAGAGCAGACCUGAAGACUCUCUGCCUAAUGGGAGAACCCCACAUAGAGUUUGAGUUUUUCCCUCAAGAAACGACUAAAACUGUCAUCCUUCAGCAGUUGUUCCCUGACCGACAACUCAAGCCCACCAGACGCCCUGGCUUUAUGGGGAACCAGUGAGGUGGGGGCAGCUGUGGCCUCAGUUCCAGACCAAACUAAAAUUCUGCGCAGCAGUGAUUCUUUGGCCUCUCUUCAUAACUGGGACCAACCACCUGGAGCUUCUAAGCAGUUCCAUCAGUGUCGCCUGCGGAAACUUCAAGGAAGUCCCCUGGUGACCGGGAGAAUUCCAUCCAUCCAGUUUAAGAACAGCAGGAGAUGCUCCAGAAGAGUAUACCUAAUGGCUUUUUAUAGUAAAUGAAGGCGGAAGAAGUGCUUUUAAGGUUUUCUUCAAAAAGUGAGCCACAGUGGAGGCUUCACACAAACCUGCUGGCGCUCGUCAGCAGAGACUUGCCCCCGGGAAGCCCUGAGAGCACCGAGGCGCUUCAGCCCGGGCACCAAUCAAAGCGCCGACUGUUCUGGAGAGGCAGUGAACUUUGGUUGGUUCUACAUGGGCCUUUCUUGGGCCGCAACUACAUGCUGCCAUCACGCAGUCGUCGUUUGUGUUUUGAAAGUUCGGUGCAACCUGCGCCUCGCGUUUCUGUCCUGUGCCAACCAUGGGGUGGUCACCGUGGUUGCCUUAGGUCUUCGGCAGACGCACUCCUUCAAGCAGCCAUUUGAAAACGCAUUUUCUGAAGAAGCCAGGCUUGGGCUGUUUAUUAAAACCAUUCACGUCACGUCCAUUUAUCAGCUGCCCAGCGCGAAGUGUAACUGGGUCAUGGUCAGAAGGGCUUACCACAGCUCAUUAGCGUCGGGGCGUUCAGAAGUUCUUGACGGGCUUGAAGUACUCCGUAGUUAACCAUUAGCAUGCUAGUUGACCUAAUGGAAGUUUUUGAAGGGUUUUUAAGAAAAUACCUUAUUAAAUAAACCUGCCAGGAAGAGAAGUGAAAUCCUUCAGAUUGUGGGGAAUUUGUUUCUACUCCAGCCUGGCAGACAAAGCUACAGCCUGAGAAUAUAGAUCUCAGAAUAUGAGGCAUCUUGAUAGGCUAAGACACUUAGUAUUUUAUUCAAGGCAUAAAAGUGAGACUGUGCUAACUUUGUACAGAGAGUUUGCCGUGUUUGACGUGUGUGACCAUUGACAUCUCACAUACAUCAGAGAAUUCAUUCCAGAAGGGAACCUCAUGAAUGCGAUACGUAUGGCAAAGCCUUCCAUCCUAUCUCAGCCCUUAGCAUCAGAAAGCUUAGCUGUUAAUAAACUUUAUUAAUAUUGUACCUGAGGCGAACUUUCAUGUAUACCACUCGUUGCUUUGGACAGAAAAUGAAUUCUGUCAGUAUGUUCCAAUCAUGUAAUGAAUUUCAGAAACACUGCAGAGGAAGCUCGAUCUUAACUCCAGAGGAUCCACAGAAGAAGAAAAAAUGUGGGGAAAUGCUAAAAAGAAGGCAAAAACUGUUCAUGCUGGGUACUUCUAUAUAUAUUUUGUAUGACCGCAAUGUCAGUGUCCAUGUUUUGUACCUCUGACCCGGUUCUACUCUGUAUUCCCUGUAAACAGAUAAUGUACUUUAUUUUAAUCUAUUUGACAGAACACGUCACUCCAAAAGAGCAAAGUUUUGGAGUGAGUAGUGAAGGAGGUGAUGUGGGUAUAGAUAAAAAGUCAGUUCACAGACCUGAGGAGGGGGGAAAUGAGAGAAAAACCUUCAUAAUUUAGUGCUUACCAAAUCAGGAGAGGAGAUUCAGAGAUUCCUUAGGAGAGACAGGUUAAUAGGGCUCUAGAAUGGAAUGGUUCCUAGAAACAUCUGCAGCUUCCUGGGCGUUUUCUCUUCAAAGCCAGGAAGUGGACCCCUUAGCUGCCAGCUCACCAUUCCAGGCAAAGAGAAUGGAUUCUCUGAGCUUCCGGUGGGGGGUGGGGGGAGCUUCUCCGUGAAUUGAGAGCGGGGAAUGCCCUGGGAAGGCCAGUGGACCACUUAACCUGACCAGAUUGUGGAAACCAUAGUCCCGCUUCCCCCACUAAUCUUCAUGCUUAGGAAAUUUGGGAUAGCAAAGCACCAAGAUGGGCCCUUUCCUGGAAAAUAGGCACAGAUGCAUCCAGUUCCUGGCAUGGCAGGAAGUUUUUCUAACAAGGCUGGAGAAGCAUUUUGUAGUAUUCCCUUUGGCUGUACUCCUGUGUACCUUCCCUGCCCCCCGCUCACUUCCUCGGAUUGUUCCUUCCCCAUGACUGUUGGAAGGCUUGUGAAGAUUUGUAGCUAUGAAGGAAUUUUUUCCUCCCUUUUACCCUAGAGUUGAUCACCUUUCAUUCCAGGGUCUGGUCACCCUGAAGUCCUCAUCAGAAGCUAGCUAACCAGGUUCAUCCUACCAUCCUCAUGGAAGAUUUGGUUACACGAAUUGGAGUAACAGUAUUAAAACAUAGUCAGACGGUGACAGCAAUACUUGCCAGAGGAGCCAUAUUUUUUGUGUGUCCCACUCUGAGCAACUUCUCAGAAAUAUUUAUGAGGGGGCUGGGUUCCCCAUUUGGGAAACCAUGAAGGUCUGCAGGUUGCAAAGUGAAACGUAGAAUCAGAGAAGAGAAAAUUAAAUGGUAUAAAUAGAUCUUUUCGUAGAAGUUAGAGUAGAUUUUUAUUUCAACUACUACUGGAGAAUUCAAUAAAAAGCAUUAUUUGAAAAGUUUUCCUAACAUAGGUUUAGGUUUUGUUUUUAGAAUGGACACACUACUGUACAUUUAAAAGCAGUUACUUAUUUUGCUACUCAAAUUAAUUUUUUAUUCUAUCUGAAGAUGAAAUUACCUGUUUUACUUUUCAAAGCUUUGUAAAGCAAACUUGAAGUUAUAGGGAGGCUAAGCCAUCUCCAAUUCUGCAGGUCACACAAAAGUUGGAGAAACACUUUGGACAUCUCAUUUGACAGAAUGUCCUAACAUGAGAACAUAGUUUUCAUAUUGUCCGGUCUGUUUAACAGUGGAUACCACAAACCUCAUGUUUUUCUCUUUAUCCUAAAACAGUGGAAGGUAAGGAGAGGCAUUAGGUUGACUUCUAAGCAAUGUUAUUUUAACAGUAAGAAAAAAAAAAGUCUUUAAGAUUUCUGCCCUCCAUUUACUUAAAGAAUCAUGGCUCAUUUAAGAGUUACACAGUAGUCAGCAAAGCUAAUUGGUCUUAAAGUCAAACUUUCUCCCUUCCACAAGCACUCAUUAAGCAGUGAGGCUAAGUGUUUUAAGAUACUAAGAAGAAAAAAUGAGACCUGUGAGUGAAAGGUGGUGUUAAAACUCGGAUUUCAUUCCAGUUUCACAUUUGGGUUUUAAGUUCCUUGGGUCCAGGGAAGGGACUAGGCAGCUGCAGUCGCCCCAACUCAGGUGUGUUGGACAGUGCUCGCUUGCCUUCCCCCUCACCUCAACCUCUGAACAGUUUAGGUAAGGUUUCUUUCUGCCCUAGCGAGGACAAAGCAUGUUAGGCUUAGAGCUGCUUCUGCUAGUAGCAGGAGUUCUUCCGUGAGAACAAAUAGAUGGGGGGGGGGGGGGCAACAGACGGUGAUUGUGCCGGAAAAUCUUGGUCUAAAAAUAAUGUGAGUUUAAGGUUAAGGGGGGGCGUUGUAAGCAAAAUCAGCAAUUAUUUUAAAAAGAACAUAACGUAUUUUUAUUAACUUGUAGUUAAAUAUAGAUUAUUACAACCAGGUCAACAUCAUAAGCCUAAAUCUAUAUAGAGAGCUAACUCAGGCAUUGUCUUGUUUUUCUGUAGACUGGAUAAGACAAACCUUUCCUGUUUUGUCAGUCCCUAGUUUCUUAGUUUAGAAUAAAUUAGACCAAAAGAAGAAACUUGUCUUUGUAUACCCUCAGAAUUAAGUUAUUGCUGUUGAAACCUGGCCUUUCAUUUCACUAGUCUUAGAAGAGUCCAGAUGCUUGGUAGAUGUUCAGUAAGUGAUUUUUAAACUGAAUUUGUUCAUUUAGAAUCCUCAUUAACCUUUCUAGGAAGGCUUCUUUGAAUAAAUAAUGGAAUCUUAGAGGAAAAGUGGUUUGUUUUUUAAAAAGCUAGGGAACUCCUCUAUUGAAAAUAGUUUGAAAACUUGAUGGAGGACUAAAGUUUCCAUCAUGAGAAAUGGCAGCAAAGUACCACUGAAUGCAUUUAUAGUCAGUGGUCCAUUUUGGGAGGCCGGUGGUAUCUGACAAAUGUUAGAGCAGAUGGGGAAGGAAAUUAUGGGGAAUUGUAAUAAAUAUCUCUUUAUGUCGUUUCUCUUCUGGGUCAUGGUAAAACAAUAAAUUAUCACCUCUAGGUCGCAA